AUGGGGUCGAUUUCGAGCCCCGCCGAGGCUGUUGCCAGAAUCGCAUAUUUAGCCAGCGAUGUCGUUCUCUCAGUCCAACCCGCCCUCAAGACCGAAUCUGAGUUCUCCCAUCACCUUGGUCGAUUUGCCGCAAACCAAGCAAAAAAUGUUGUAUCCAAAACCACACCCGAGAUCGUGUCAGUACGACAAAACGCGGAUCCUCUGCUCUCUGUCUACACUGCACUAAAGGCCGGGAAACUGGUUGCAGCGACGGCGCCAUCAUCUAUAUUGUUAAACUCGGUACCACAUCUCUAUAAACUCGCACAGUAUCCCAUUGUGCUGCAUGUGGUCCUCGGAACCCCUCACCCAGAUUUUUCCGAAAUCAGCUCCGUUCGGCAGUCAGGAUUUACGUUUUUGCAGUCCGAGACUCUCCAAGAGACGCAGGAUAUCGCUUUGACAGCCCAUGCUCUGGCUAUCAAAAGUGGACGCGGUGUUUUACAUUUCUACGAUCCCAGUAAUUCACUCUACGACACCCCAAUUCAGAUCGAAAGCCGAGACUUGGUUCAGUCUGUCCUCGAAAACGCUCUCAAUUCACGAUCUUCGCACUCGGAAUCCCCCGAGGAAACGCUGUAUGCUGCCAAUGGGAGGACUGCAACCGUGACUGGUCUCGGGUCACCAACGAUAUUGUCAGGUCAGGCACAGUCGGGAGAAGCGCAGGAGCCUCUCUCGCCUCUUAUUGCUUCGUCCUCUACCAAUGGCACCACCGAUGUCUCAUCUGGUUUAUCAUCUCGACGAGACAGCUCAUCGGAGAGCACAACUCCAUCUUCCCUUGCAACAACUGUCGAUGUUCCGGUUUCUCGUCCGGUCAGCAGCACAGAUAUCUAUCAUUACGCCACCGAAAUUUGGUCCGCCAUUGAGCGUGCAACUGACCGCAGCUAUAAUGCCAUAGAGUACUCCGGUCCUCCAGAUGCUGAAGCGGCGCUUUUUAUCUUCGGAUCAACGGGAGUCUUUGUUGACGUUCUUGACGCCGAUGAUGUACCACCAGAAUUGACAAAUGUUGGUUUGAUCACUGCUCGCCUCUAUAGACCUUGGCUCGGAAGCUCUGUCCUCCUCAAUUCCAUCCCAUCAACAAUCAAGAGGAUUGCUGUUCUCGAACAAAUUCGACGGAAAACUACCAAAUGGGGUCCUUCAUUCCUGGAUUUACUGUCGAGUUUGAGCCCUGCUGAUGGCGAGAAAAGUCCAAUUUCACUUGUCCAAUACAGGCUUGGCCAGAUCGACGCUGCGACGGCUCUUCAGGCACUCCGCGGAAUAUUCCAGAACCUGGCACCACCCACGACUCCUCGAAAACACACACGGCGACGUGGUCACUCACAAAGCGCUGCAAUCCUCAUCCAGAAUUUGACUAUUGGAACCGAGAAGAACCCUCACGUGGACGACUUUAAGCCUGAGCAACCAGAGUUGGAAAAUGCCUAUCUCAAGAUCCUGGACCAGCUAUUCAGCGACAGACUGUAUAUUGCCAACGCUCUGAAUCAAAAGAACGCUGGCGUCUCGUCAACCUUAGCUGCAUCCCCCGAGUACGGCUUUGGAUCACUCCUUGCACGUAUCGAAGGACGACAGAAAUUCGUAAAGGAAGCUGAAGAGGCCGCACGCAGCAAGUCUUUCAUCACAGACAAUCCCAAGCAAUGGCUGUCCAAAUGGGUGUUGAAUGCAGCCGACCCAAUUAAGGCCAAUGAAAUUGCUCCAGAAGUCCUCGCCAGACUGGCAAAUGAUGGCUCAGCGCUCGCAUCAACACUCCUCGAUAAAAAAUCUUUCUUCUACAAAGAAUCGCAAUGGCUGGUUGGAUCUGACGCUUGGUCGUACGAUCUAGGGAACUCGGGUGUUCAUCAUGUUCUUGCAUCAGGCGCCAAUGUCAAUGUAUUGAUAGUCGACUCGCAACCUUACUCUGAGCGCGUGGCGGCAGACUCCCUCCGGAGAAAGAAAGACAUCGGUCUCUAUGCUAUGAAUUACGGUAACGCCUACGUCGCUUCAGUCGCAGUCUAUAGCUCUUACACGCAAGUCCUACAAGCUAUGAUUGAAGCCGAAAAAUUCAACGGCCCGUCCAUCGUUCUUGCAUACCUUCCAUACAACAAGGAGAAUGAUUCAGCAUUAACGGCACUACAAGAAACAAAGAAGGCAGUCGAUCUCGGUUAUUGGCCACUCUAUCGUUGGGAUCCAACCAACGAGGAGAAGGGAGAGCCAACUUUCAAUCUUGACUCAGAAAGAAUCAAACAGGAACUGGAACAAUUCUUGAAACGUGACAACCAACUGACUCAGCUGAUGAACCGACAUCCUCAAUUUGCUGCAAACCUUUCAGAGUCGUAUGGAUCUGAAGUUCGCAAGCUCCAGAAACGCAAAGCGAAGGACGCAUACGAGCAAAUGUUGGAAGGUCUCUAUGGCGCACCUCUGACAAUCUUAUUCGCAUCAGACAACGGCAAUGCUGAAAGUUUGUCCAAAAGAUUGGGCAAUCGUGGCAAAGCUCGCGGUUUGAAGACAAUGGUCAUUGCCAUGGAUGACUACCCUAUCGAAGAUCUCGCCAAUGAAGAGAAUGUCGUUCUUAUCACGAGCACAGCUGGCCAGGGAGAGUUCCCACAGAACGGCCGUGCCUUCUGGGAAGCGAUCAAAGAUUCGACAGACAUAGAUCUAUCCAACGUUCACUACUCAGUGUUCACUCUCGGAGAUAGCCACUACUGGCCUCGGAAGGAAGACAAGAUUUUCUACAACAAGCCGGGCAAGGACCUUGAUGCCCGACUUCAGUUCUUAGGCGGCAAGCUGUUGACACCUAUCGGUUUGGGUGAUGACCAAGAUCCUGACACCUAUCAGACGGGGUACCAAGAAUGGGAGCCACGGCUGUGGCAGGCUCUCAGUGUGGACAAUGUCGAAGGAUUGCCGGAAGAGCCAGCGCCUAUCACCAACGAAGACAUCAAGAUCGAGUCGAACUUCCUCCGAGGUACUAUCAAAGAAGGGCUAGCAGACACCUCGACUGGUGCAAUCUCCGCACCCGAUCAGCAACUCACCAAGUUCCAUGGUACAUAUAUGCAAGAUGAUCGUGAUUUAAGAGAUGAGCGCAAGGCUCAAGGUCUUGAACCUGCUUACUCCUUCAUGAUCAGAUGCCGCCUUCCGGGAGGUGUCGCUACGCCUAUGCAAUGGCAGCAAAUGGAUGCGAUUUCAUCCGCACACGGCAACGAGACCAUCAAACUUACGACUAGACAGACGUUCCAAUUCCAUGGAGUUAUCAAGACUAAGCUGAGACCCGCCAUGCAGGCCAUCAAUAAGGCGCUUAUGACCACCAUCGCCGCCUGUGGCGAUGUCAAUCGAAACGUCAUGUGCUCAAGCUUACCCACCCAGUCCGAGUAUCAUCGAGAAGUGCAUGCAAUCUCUCAGAAGAUCUCGGAUCACCUACUACCCUCCACGACAGCCUACCAUGAAAUCUGGCUCAAAGACGAUACCACUGGUGAGAAGACUCAAGUUGCUGGUGAUGCCGUUCAGGACUUUGAGCCUCUUUACGGCCCCACGUACCUGCCUCGAAAGUUCAAGAUUACCAUUGCCAUUCCGCCACACAACGACACCGACGUCUACGCCCACGACAUCGGUCUGAUCGCCAUCCGCAAAGGUGACCACCUGGAAGGCUUCAACGUCCUCGCCGGUGGUGGCAUGGGCGUGACGCACAACAACAAGAAAACCUACCCGCGAACCGGCUACAUGAUGGGCUAUGUUCCCGCCGAUAAAGUCCACCUCGUAUGCGAGAAAAUUAUGCUGGUGCAACGUGACCACGGCGACCGCAAGAACCGCAAGCACGCGCGUCUGAAGUACACAAUGGACGACAUGGGCAACGAGGUGUACAAAGCCAAGACCCAAGAACUCCUCGACCCUCUCAACAUCAAAUUCGAGUCCCCUCGCCCCUUCAAAUUCGAAUCCAACAUCGACACGUUCGGGUGGCAGAGGGACGAAAAGGGCCUGAACCACUUCGCCUUCUUCAUCGAGAACGGACGCGUCGAAGACACCGCCACAUUCCCGAUGCGCACAGGUCUCCGCGAGAUCGCCAAGGUCCACACGGGCGAGUUCCGUCUGACGGGCAACCAGCACCUGAUCCUGUCGAAUGUGACAGACGCAGCGAAGCCGCAGCUCGUGGAGCUGAUGAAGAAAUACAAGCUGGACAACACGCAGUUCUCGGCGCUGCGGCUGUCGAGCUCCGCGUGCGUCGCGUUCCCGACCUGCGGCCUCGCCAUGGCCGAGUCGGAGCGCUACCUGCCGGAGCUGAUCAGCAAGCUCGAGGGCUGUCUCGAGGAGAACGGCCUCAGCCAGGACAGCAUCGUCAUGCGCAUGACGGGCUGUCCGAACGGGUGUGCCCGCCCGUGGGUCGCCGAGGUCGCCUUCGUGGGCAAAGCCUACGGCGCUUAUAACAUGUAUCUGGGCGGCGGGUAUCACGGCCAGAGACUGAACAAGCUGUACCGCAGCAGUAUCAAGGAGGACGAGAUCCUCGAGAUCAUGAAGGGCUUGUUGUCGCGGUAUGCCAAGGAGCGGAACGAUGGCGAGAGGUUCGGCGACUGGACCAUCCGUGCCGGUGUCAUUAACGAGACCACCGAAGGGAAGUUCUUCCACGAGGGCACCGCCGAGGAGGAGAGUGAUGAGGAAUGA
Messenger RNA from Exophiala bonariae, 4653 nucleotides. RefSeq lists its product as uncharacterized. The coding region runs from base 1 to 4653 and encodes 1550 amino acids. Gene Ontology annotation, molecular function: sulfite reductase (ferredoxin) activity; iron-sulfur cluster binding; FMN binding. Gene Ontology annotation, cellular component: sulfite reductase complex (NADPH). Lineage: Eukaryota; Fungi; Ascomycota; Eurotiomycetes; Chaetothyriales; Herpotrichiellaceae. The transcript is spliced from 2 exons. Gene Ontology annotation, biological process: sulfate assimilation. The record is from RefSeq and is a predicted model, not a curated record.